AUGUUGAAUCAGGAUUCUGAAAUCUUGAAUCAAGAGCUUAACAUUUUGAAUCAAUAUUCUGAAAAUUUGAAUCAAGAGGCUAACAUUUUUCUACUUUUUUUUAAAUCUUCGCAAAAAAUACGAGAGACCUCUUUUUUUUCUUCAAAAAACACUGGCACGGAACGGCCGAAUAAAUUUAAUUAUAUAUCUAGAUGGACGAUUGUGAAAAAUCGGGGAAAAAAGUUUCCAAGGUUACGGUAG
Caenorhabditis briggsae is the source of this 240-nucleotide messenger RNA. NCBI's taxonomy places the organism in Eukaryota, Metazoa, Nematoda, Chromadorea, Rhabditida, Rhabditidae. The transcript has 2 exons. The record is from RefSeq and is a predicted model, not a curated record. Bases 1 to 240 code for a protein of 79 amino acids.